CGUCUUAUUACUCACCUCUUCGUUCAAACGGAGCCAGUCAGAGCAGCGUCUCCCUCAUCCUCAUGUCAGACAUCCAAGUAUAUAAACAUACUGAUGGGAAAAUAUACGUCGGUGAACGGAUAAACCGCUUCACCACAAUUAUCAAUGGAGUUGGCUUUUAUAUGCUUGAGUUCUCCGAUCAAGAGACUGUUCGCUGCCCCAUCACAGCUUGUAGAGAUGCGCCUGUUGGGACGCCUUUAACCGCUUCCCCAAACUAG
This is a messenger RNA of Guyanagaster necrorhizus, 257 nucleotides long. RefSeq lists its product as uncharacterized. Bases 63 to 257 code for a protein of 64 amino acids. Lineage: Eukaryota; Fungi; Basidiomycota; Agaricomycetes; Agaricales; Physalacriaceae. The transcript has 3 exons. The record is from RefSeq and is a predicted model, not a curated record.